AGGCUUUCCAUCUUGUUCGGUGUCUGUCGAAAACAGGUCCGAAAUGCCAGAAUACGCUCCAUUGUUUGCAACCAACAAGCAAGGUGGGCGGAAGCCCAUCCUUAUUGGUAUGGCGCUGGUAGCGCUGGUCGUCUUCAUCACUCUAGUUUCUACGGGGUCGAUUCCUACUCCAAAGGCUUCAGGACGCGAGACGCAGGAGGUGCGAGUGCCCGAGAGCGGGGACAUGAAGAAACCUGUGGACUUGCCAAAAGUGGUCGAUCCGCCAGUAAUGUCCGCCGUGCCGGCGCAUCCACAUCCGGAGGAUGAAAAAGGAGAGAAACUAAAAAGUCCGGCGAAACCGGGAACAGGGAACGAGGCCCUACUGGCUCCGCAUCCAAAGCAAAGGCCGGAAGGUUCAGCACAUUUGGAGGAACAAAAGCCUCCCAAGGGAAACAGUAAUGGGGAGAGUACAAAGCAGCACCAUCACGGAGCUGGGCAAGAACACGAGGACGAUGAGGAAGAAGAUCACGAAAUGAUGCACGGGGAACCGGGAGUCGCCAACCCAGUUUCUGGAAUAUUUGGCGAAGUCGAUCGCUUUGCAGACCAUGUUGCCUUGCAAGCUGAAUGGUCAUCGGUUCUCGCUAAUGUCCACUUUGAGGUCGAUGCAAAGAGCCAUCCCCCCGUAUUCAUCGCAAAACACGAGACACAAAAAUCAUCCCACGCAGUGCAGGACGACCUAUUUGCAUCCGAAAAGUCCAUUCAGGCAGUCCUCACUCGGGCCUUGUCGGAUGCGCUAGAAAUGAACGACCCGGCUCUGUAUGUCGACGUGGGUUGCAGUCGUUCUCCCCUUGGACAUGCAUAUUCCGUCAUGUUGGCCGGCGUCCGCGGUGCGAGUAGCAUACACUGUCUUCUCUCACCUUCCGAAUACCAAGGCGUCUCACCGAUUAUCGCCAUGUCAGCCCGUCUGAACCUGGUGGACGACAAGCUCUGGGUCCAUGCUUCAAACAUUUUGGAUCCUAAAGAGAAUGUGACUAGUUUCGACGACCUCGCACUUCCACCGGGUCCCAUAGCUGUCCUCCGCAUCCCCGCACUUGAAAUCUCGAAAUUGACGACCCUCCUCACUAGUUCACCACGGACACUCGAAACCCGAUUAACACGGCAUAUUAUCGUCGACCUCCCUACAACCGAACCAAUGUCUCAAGACGAACUGAUAAAAUUCCUUGAAGCUAUGCAUACGGCAGGAUAUGAUCUCCACUUUCUCCCAUCGACAAGCACGUAUACACACGUGGCUGUGGCGUCCUUUCUCGGGUCGGAAUAUUCUGCAAAGCAUCUUGACACAGAGUUUAUCUAUGUCCCCAAACAAGAUUUUGAUUUAGUUAAAAGAGUGCUAGAGGACGGUGGUGUGGGCGGUGCGGUGAGGGUGUGGUGGGUUAGAAGGGAGGAUGAAACUGUGAAAAAGUUGAUGAAAACGAGGCACCACCAUCAUUAGGAGUUUUCUGAAUCAGCGUGUACAUAGUAUGAAAGUGUAAGUGCUGUAAAUUACGUGUGUGCAUAGAUGGAUUAUUUUGGAAUGUACAAAAAAAAGAACAAAGUAAAGAAAGUCUUUUACAUUUAUCCCUCA
Messenger RNA from Spizellomyces punctatus DAOM BR117, 1600 nucleotides. RefSeq lists its product as uncharacterized. The transcript has a single exon. NCBI's taxonomy places the organism in Eukaryota, Fungi, Chytridiomycota, Chytridiomycetes, Spizellomycetales, Spizellomycetaceae. The record is from RefSeq and is a predicted model, not a curated record. Bases 44 to 1468 code for a protein of 474 amino acids.